AUGUAUUUAAGUUUUAAGAACAAAAAUCAAAUUUCAAAUGAUGGGAGAAUAUUAGCUGUUGGAGCUUAUGAUUAAAAAAUCAGUUUAUGGAGAAUUGAAGAUGCUAAGUUAAUAUUAAUUUAAUAAUUGAGAUUGCAAAAUAAUCCAAAAAGAAUAUUAUUUAGUUAAAAUGAUUAAGAUUUGUUGAUUUGCACAAAGGAUGGUUUAGUUUAUUGUUUUAACAACUCAAAAUAGAGAGAAUAUAAAGAAUAUCAAAAGAUCUUCAAUAUAAAAGGUAAAAUUAGAGCAAUCGAAUUUAACAAUGAUGCGUCAGUAUUGGCAAUUGGAGGAGAAACUAAUGCUCUUUAAAUAUGGUAGAAGAACCAAGAUGAUUAAUGGAUAUUGGUUGAUGAAGCAAAGUAAGAUAAUUUCUUAGAAACUAUAAGUUUCGCAAAUAAUCCAGAUGUUAUUUAUGCAUCAAACAAUAAUGAACUAUAUAUACAUCAUAUUAUGUGA
Messenger RNA from Paramecium tetraurelia, 495 nucleotides. RefSeq lists its product as uncharacterized. Gene Ontology annotation, molecular function: protein binding. The record is from RefSeq and is a predicted model, not a curated record. The transcript has 2 exons. NCBI's taxonomy places the organism in Eukaryota, Ciliophora, Oligohymenophorea, Peniculida, Parameciidae. Gene Ontology annotation, biological process: iron-sulfur cluster assembly. Gene Ontology annotation, cellular component: cytosolic [4Fe-4S] assembly targeting complex.